AUGUCCGUUCCAAAAUUUAAACAUCAAAAGCUCGGUGCUUCUGGCUUAUCGAUCAGUCCCGUUAUAAUCGGAUGUAUGACAUUUGGAAGUAAGGAAUACUCCGACUGGGUAAUUGACGAUGAGGACAAGGUUAUGCUGAUCUUGAAGAAAUGCUAUGAUAAUGGACUUCGUACAUUUGAUACUGCCGAUGUCUACUCCAAUGGUCAAUCGGAAAUACUUUUGGGCAAGUUUUUGAAGAAAUACAACAUUCCAAGAGAAAGAGUUGUUAUUUUGACAAAAGUGUUCUUUCCCGUUGAUACUACCGAUCCUGAUUUCAGUAUUGGCAAAUACUCUCAGAAUAAGUAUCCUGAGGUUGAUUAUGUUAACGCUCAAGGCUUAUCGAGAAAACACAUUUUCGAGGCUGUGAAAAAUUCAGUUGAAAGACUUGGUACGUACAUUGAUGUGCUUCAAAUCCACAGGUUGGAUAACGCAACUCCUAAGGAAGAAAUCAUGAAAGCCUUGAAUGAUGUCGUGGAGUUGGGACACACAAGGUACUUGGGUGCAUCUUCUAUGAAAGCCACGGAAUUUGCUCAAUUGCAAUUUAUCGCAGACAAACAUGGAUGGGCAAAGUUCAUAAGUAUGCAAAACUACUACAACUUGUUGUAUCGUGAAGAGGAACGGGAAAUGAUUCCAUUUUGCAACGAUAACAUUUUUGGCAAGGUUGGUCUAAUUCCUUACUCCCCUAUAGCUCGUGGACUUCUAGCUCGUCCUUCGAAGUCUACAGCUACCGAGAGAUUCAAGUCAGAUGCUCGUAUAAAUCAGUUGGGCUUGGACAAAUUGUCAGACUCGGAGGAAAUUAUCAUCAGUCGAGUUGAGCAAUUGUCCAAGAAGUUGGGUGUGUCUAUGGCUGCUAUAGCUACGAAGUGGGUGCUUAGCAAAGGUGCUUUUCCUAUCGUUGGUGUAAACUCUGAGGAACGUGUGGAUGAUAUUUUAUCGGCAUUUUCCUUCGAGUUGAAAGAGGACGAUUUGGCUUACUUGGAAGAGCCGUACGUUCCUCGUCCUCUUCAGUUUUAG
Molecule: messenger RNA, 1053 nt
Organism: Meyerozyma guilliermondii ATCC 6260
Lineage: Eukaryota; Fungi; Ascomycota; Pichiomycetes; Serinales; Debaryomycetaceae
Gene: LPG20
Product: aldo-keto reductase superfamily protein
Exons: 1
Coding region: 1-1053 (350 amino acids)
Source: RefSeq, a predicted model, not a curated record